GUAUUGCUUUCUAUGUCCAGUGAUCGAAAAUACGACUUGGUGGUCUACGGUGCCACUGGUUUUACAGGCGCGUAUACCGCCGAAUAUAUCGCAAAAUUACAUGAUAAGAAUUUGAAAUGGGCUCUCGCUGGCAGAAGUAUUCCCAAACUCGAAAAAGUGCGAGAGACCUUGGCCGGCAUUGACGAACAACUAAAGAACCUUGAUCUUCUCGUCGUGGACUCAUUCAAUCCGGAUUCCCUUGAUGAAGCAUUUAAACAAGCCAAGGUCAUCAUUUCGACUGUUGGUCCCUUCGAGAAGUAUGGUACGCCAGUAGUGGAGUCGUGCAUUCGUCAAGGAACACACUAUGUUGACAUUACUGGAGAAUUCACAUGGGCUAAAACCAUUAUCGAUAAGUACCACGACGCAGCAGUAGCGAACGGCACUAUCAUCGUGCCAUUUUGUGGGUUUGACUGUGUACCAAGCGACAUGGGCGCCUACAUGGUGGUCAAUUAUAUUCGCAACAAGUUCGGACUCGAUACGUCGGAUGUCAAGUUGUCGGUGAAAAGACUCCGUGGAGGAGCUUCUGGCGGAACUAUACAAACAUCCUUAAAUAUUAUUCGUCACGAAAAAGCCGGCGAAGCAAAGGACCCUUACUACCUCUCGCCGUUCGUUGGCAUCGACAAAUUUAGAAUACCCUGGAUGCGUUGGGAUGUUGACUUCAAAAGAUGGCAAGCAUACUACAUCAUGUCCAUGGUGAAUGAAUUGGUUGUCCGUCGUAGUUAUGGUAUCUACACGACCCGAGGCAGUACCUAUGGAAAGACUUUCAAGUAUAGAGAAUCAAUGUCGUUCCCUUUUCUUGGAGCUUUUGCCAUGACAUUUAUUGCAGUUGGCAUCCUCCCAUGGUUUGGUAUCUUACUUAAAUUCUCUCCCAUCUACAAACUUGUUAGCUCGCUUUUACCACAAGGAGGAACUGGCCCAAGUAGGGAAGCUAUUACCAAAGGAUCGUACGAAUUGGAGCUGAUUGGCACCGCUGAAACUGAACCCUAUGAAAACCCAAUUCGAGUUCGCGGCAUUGUGAGAGGACGAAUGGACCCCGGAUAUGGUGACACCUGCCGUAUGGUUGCAGAGUCGGCAUUGUCUAUUGUCUAUGGAUACGAUAAAUUGCCUGGUAAAGCUGGAGGUGUUUUAACUCCUGCCACUGCCUUUGGUGAUGUUCUGCUGGCUCGUUUGCGCGAUGAAGGAGGCAUGGAUUUCUUGAUUGAGAAAAUCGAUUAACUUCAGAACUCAAUAGGCAGAUUAUGCCCUAUCUCGACCCUGUAUUAAUCAACCUGUUGACAACAAGCCGUUCACGAUGUUAUAAAUUU
This is a messenger RNA of Umbelopsis ramanniana AG, 1343 nucleotides long. RefSeq lists its product as uncharacterized. The record is from RefSeq and is a predicted model, not a curated record. The transcript is spliced from 7 exons. Lineage: Eukaryota; Fungi; Mucoromycota; Umbelopsidomycetes; Umbelopsidales; Umbelopsidaceae. Gene Ontology annotation, biological process: glycolipid biosynthetic process. The coding region runs from base 13 to 1254 and encodes 413 amino acids. Gene Ontology annotation, cellular component: plasma membrane.